Paraglomus brasilianum is the source of this 357-nucleotide messenger RNA. NCBI's taxonomy places the organism in Eukaryota, Fungi, Glomeromycota, Glomeromycetes, Paraglomerales, Paraglomeraceae. The record is from the annotation of a GenBank genome assembly.
AUGGACGAAGAAGUAGCCUUGAAAACUUUAAAAGAAAUGAUUUCAAACUUUAUUGCCCAAGACAGUUUAUUCCCUCAAGGAUUGGACAUGAAAAAGCAGGAAAAAAUGAUUGGAGCAGUGUUUGGGGAAAAGUUAAGUUCCUCAGGUGGCAAAGAUAAAGUAAUUCAUGAAACCCGCACAGUUUUAAAUGGAUUAGUGAAUGUGAAAAUUGAAGAACUAUCUAAUAAGGACUAUGAUGAAGGUAAAAAAUGUAGCAAGAACCCAAAUACGAUUAAAAAAUUGGCGGGAUUGUAUAAGUUAGCCGAUGCAAAGGUUGAUUAUCAGAAAAUAGAAAAUGAUGAAGGUAAAUUAGUGUGA